Molecule: messenger RNA, 1638 nt
Organism: Nanorana parkeri
Lineage: Eukaryota; Metazoa; Chordata; Amphibia; Anura; Dicroglossidae
Gene: ITPRIPL2
Product: inositol 1,4,5-trisphosphate receptor interacting protein like 2
Exons: 1
Coding region: 148-1638 (496 amino acids)
Source: RefSeq, a predicted model, not a curated record
UAACGGUCAGAGCAGCACAAGCCGGGAAAAAGGCAGAAGAAUUCCCAAAGAUCCAGACUUUGUAAGUGCUGCCAGGCUUUUGGACGUAGGGCAGCAGCAGCACCCACCCUGCCCAGUAUGGGAUGAGUGAGUUUCCUUUGGAACAGGAUGCCAGUGUAUUCCGUCAAUUUGAAAGUUUUCUGGCUGCUGGUGAUCGUCAUAUUUACAGGCAUCUGGUGCAUGUUUCUGACUCUGAGGAGGAGCAGCAAUGAGGGAAAGGAUGGGGGCUGCCAGGAGGAAUCAUUCAGCAGCUCGCAACUUCUCUUCAAGUUAGGAUUGUUACUCUUGGUCUGUUCCAUUGUCUUCAGAUGCUGUAGCUCCUCCCCGAAGUGCCAACGUGGGGACAUAACUUUCCAGCAACAGCAUCAGCAGCAAGUCAGGAAAAAUCUGCUUGAAUCGUUUUACGAACAACACAUCAAGCUCUCGCCACAUGUUCUUGGUCACAGUAAGGCACAUGUGAGCCAGAUAGUGGGCGAACUCAUCAGGGUGGGCAAAGCAAAGCAACAUGACACAGGAGUCAUCUUUAGGGGGGACUUUGUUCAGAUUGGCAGUGCUUAUGAGCAACAUAAAAUCAACAGUCCAGACUAUUUUGACAUCCUGGUGCCACUUAAGAUGCCGCAAAGUCUCAAACUGGAACCUUUUUUUUCAGAUUUGUGUAAAGAGCUGGUGCCCAGUCUUCAUGGCUCCAUGAUAUGCGGGGUGGCAGCGGCCAGAAAGUCAGAGUGGGCCAAAACAUACAAGCAGUUCAGUGAUUGUUUCUGUACAGAAGUAGGGCCUCGCCAUGCGCUGUCUUCUACAUCUGUCCAAAAAUGGUUCCACUGGAAGAUACAGAGAUGCCUCAACGUGAUCAGAUACCAAUUUGAAGAGCGGAGUUACAUUACUCUCUCUGUAUGUGAUGAUAAACUCAUCCUCAAAAUUCUCCCAAGGUCAGAUUAUGUCUGUUGCCAUAUCUCCAUGUCUGUGAGACUUAUACCUGCUUUUCACUUGGGAGAUUUAGUGUUCCUAACAGCGCAGCCUUGGGGCAGUAAUUCCUGUUUGGACAGCGUAAAUCUAAACUCUUACUGGGGCAUUAACUUUUCCAAAUUCGAGCAAAAGUUAUUGAACUGGUUUAAAGAUCAGGCCCCUUCUAACUCAUGCCACCUGAAGUGCCUGCAGAUCAUGAAAAGCUUGAGGGACCUCAAUGCCAAGACAUUCCAGCCUUCCUUCGCAUCUCAGUGGAGAUCUAUUUUGUCUUCCUAUAAUUUGAAAACAGCACUCUUUUACCUGUUACUGAAAAUUCCAUUUGAGAAGUGGGAUGAUUUGUUACUGAUGGAGAGGAUGGCAGACUACUUCAUGUUUUUGAAAGAAUCUUUGCAAAAGGAAUCACUGAUGCAUUUCUUCUUAGGUAACAGGAAUCUUCCAAAUUGUGUUACCCUGCCAAAAAUGUUCAAAGAAGCAAUGCCAGUAAACCUGCUGGAGGGAUACGGGUUGGAUCUGUUGGACCAAGUGUGUUUUCAGCUUCUUAAUUUAUGGGUCCAAAUGCCUCGGAUUUUACGGAUGAGUUCCUCUCCAAAAACCUUCAUAAGAGAGUCUAUGAGGUGCAAACAUACACACCUUUAG